This is a messenger RNA of Aspergillus heteromorphus CBS 117.55, 2389 nucleotides long. RefSeq names its product PhoG like DNA-binding family protein. Gene Ontology annotation, cellular component: nuclear chromosome. NCBI's taxonomy places the organism in Eukaryota, Fungi, Ascomycota, Eurotiomycetes, Eurotiales, Aspergillaceae. The record is from RefSeq and is a predicted model, not a curated record. The transcript is spliced from 2 exons. Gene Ontology annotation, biological process: positive regulation of transcription by RNA polymerase II; meiotic cell cycle. Gene Ontology annotation, molecular function: DNA binding; DNA-binding transcription factor activity. The coding region runs from base 371 to 2182 and encodes 603 amino acids.
UCUUCUUCUUCUUCUAUUUGUCUCUCUUCCCUUAUAGAUUGGGAUUAUCUGUUCUUUUCUUCUGUCUUUCUUGCUGCUCAAUUAAUUGCCUCUGGCGCCAGUCACACCCACUUCUUAGUCCUUUUGGUUUGAGGCGGUACAACCCAUUUCGACCCCCCUCCUCUCCCGAUGUGCUCCUCGCGUUAGGUCCUUCCGCAUCCUCCGCGCUUUUUUGCGACCACAGUCCUCACUCGAUUCUUUUCGGCUCCAUAACUUCCACCGCCACACUUCGCCUGCACCAAGUGUCUCCGUUGGUGCUUAUUGCUGUUCGACCAACAGUUGCCAGGCCCGUCUCGGCUAUCUUGCAAAACUCCUAUGCUUAGCCCCCGCUAUGGAGGGCUUUGAUACUAUGACCAUGCCUUACCUGGCCAGCCCGCUAUCCCUCGGCAAUAUCCAGGGCCCUGAAUACCUCAAUCCAAUACCUGGCAUGGAUAUGCCGGAUCAGCGCUCCAAUUUCGAUUCGGAAACAUUCGUAAGUAGCGACGAUAUAUCUUUUGCACAACACGCUUUGCCUCCAACCCUGAAACGGUUCCCCGCCAGCUAUGAAGACCCUUUCACGGACAUGGUGACCCCGUUUGAACCUGCACCGCCCGAGCAGCCUCCCGAUGCAUCCAUUGAUCAUAACAAUAAGCUGCUGAGCUUCUCCAUGCCUGCGUACAAUUUCACCCUGUUGGAUUACUCAUUGCGGCGUACCUCCAUAUCUCUUUCCGCUCAACUGCAUGGCAUGUUUUUUCUUGCGGAGUCGCCUUGGACAACCUCGCCUACAGAAAACAGUCCGCCCCAGCAAGGAGCAGAGCUUACGUGCUACCGCCGGAAUCUGUUCCAAAUCACGGGCUCGGUUACCCUUCCACGAAGUUUGCGCUACAUAAUGACGGAGCAAGGCGAUCGGAUUCCUAUCCUUGCCCAGGAACUCACCGUGUCCGCUACCGAGUCUGUCGAGGGCAAUUCUGUCAAGAUCAUCUCGGUGCCCUGGAAGACCCCUGCUGUGAACAGCAACCCUACAGCCGAGGAUACCAACCACCCCAGCGGCGGGAGCGGUGGCAGCACUAACAACAAUAACAACACAAACCUCAAAGUCGAAAAGGAGCCCCCUCCGAUUCCGUUAGAUAUCAUGGCUGGCCAAGAUCUCGAUACCGACUACGCUACAUUCCCUAUUGCAUGGAAACGGCUGCAGUUCCGCGUCGCUACUGCAAAUAACGGACGGCGAAAAGAGCUACAGCAGCAUUUCGUCGUUCGACUGAAGGUUGUAGCCACCUUGUCCACUGGAGCUAAGAUACCAAUCUGCGAGGUGCACUCGGGACCCGUAAUCGUGCGAGGACGGAGUCCGCGCAAUUUCCAGUCUCGCAAGGACCUUCCUUUGAGUGGAAGUGCUGCUGCAUCGCGGAAAAGUGCACAGGCCGCUCAAUCGGCUACUGUUACUCGGACUCCCACUAGUGAUUCCGUGCCGCAAUCCAACAUGACGCCAGCCAGGACCAAAGCUACACUUAAAAGUAGCUCCCCGGAGACGGCUGCUUCCCAAGGUGGUGGGGUUCCACAACAAGCUUCUCCGGGUUGGACGCAAAUUCCGCCUCCUAUGGGAUGUGCACUCCCAUCAACCACUUUGCCUCACUCGACUGUAUAUUCACAGUCUAGCCCGGAGUUUUCGCGGCCGGCAGAGUCUCAGCCACAUCCUACCACGGUAGCUGCUCCCAUCAACCUGUCCCUUCUCGAUGAGGAGGGUGGGGAAGUUGAUGACAACCAUGGCGGCGAAUCAGUCCACCCGGCUGGUCCAGCCAGGUCGGCUUCUUCAUACUCAAAUGAUAUCUCGCACGAGAACUUAAAGAUGAAAAAUUCAGCACCGCCGGCGAAGUUGCGCAAGCUAUCUCAUGGCUUGCCUCAAGCGUCAUCGCGAAGCACUGCCUCCUCGGUACCAUUGUUGAACACUACUACCAGCAUGCAGCCUUUCGCUUCAACACUUCCAUUCCCAAAUGAAAGUGCUGAUCUGCUUUACGAAUAUUUCCCCUUGGGCCUGGAUGAUUGGCAAGCACCCGUCGAUGCCGUAUAUCGACCGCAUGUAGUGCAUCAUACCAACCUGCCUGAAGUGAAAUUCGUUACGGCUCGUGGACGAAACAAACGAUAUUUUGCUGCAGAAGAUGUCUUUUGAUGACACAUGCGGGAUAGGCCAGAGAAGGCUGAGAUAAGAGUCUUUGGGCGGGAUCCAUAGGCUGUGAUAACGCUUCCACAUAAGCCAUGUUUCUUGCAAGAGACUUAUAAUACUUUGGGAAUUUCUUAUUAUCUACCCGCCGUGCUAUCCAUUUCCUCGACUCCUACCCCACACAUUUCUCGUCGAGCUGGAUAUAAUUUUCAGGAA